Anopheles maculipalpis is the source of this 950-nucleotide messenger RNA. Its product is annotated as translocon-associated protein subunit alpha. Lineage: Eukaryota; Metazoa; Arthropoda; Insecta; Diptera; Culicidae. Gene Ontology annotation, cellular component: endoplasmic reticulum membrane; endoplasmic reticulum. The record is from RefSeq and is a predicted model, not a curated record. The coding region runs from base 9 to 869 and encodes 286 amino acids. The transcript is spliced from 3 exons.
GUAUAACGAUGCAAAAGUUUUUCGUGCUAUUGUUGCUGGCUUUGCCCGCCGUCCUGCUGACGGUUAAUACCGGAUCUAGUCCGUUCGCCUUUGCCGCGGAAGAUGAGCUGGACGAAGAGCUGGUCGAUGUGGAAACGGAAGAUGCAGCCGUCGUGGCCGACGAAACAGAACCGGAGGAUGAACCCGAAACGACAAAGUCACCGGAUGCGGACACGUACUUGCUCUUCACGCGCCCACUCCAUGCGACCGGUUCCCAACUGGAACUGCCCGCUGGCUAUCCGGUAGAGUUUUUGGUCGGUUUCACGAACAAGGGCGAGUUUGAGGAUUUCGUCGUCGAAUCGGUCGAAGCAUCGUUCCGGUACGCGAUGGACUUUAGCUACUUCAUCCAGAACUUCUCGGCCGUUCCGUACAACCGUGAGGUGAAACCGGGUCAUGAAGCGACAGUUUCGUACUCGUUCCUGCCAACCGAAUCUUUCGCCGGACGUCCGUUCGGGCUGAACAUUGCGCUGAACUAUCGUGAUGGUCGCGGCAAUCAGUUCAGUGAGGCGGUGUUUAAUGAAACUGUUCAAAUCACCGAGGUCGAUGAAGGACUGGACGGUGAAACGUUCUUCCUGUAUGUGUUCCUGGCUGCGAUCGUGAUUUUGCUGCUGGUGCUCGGUCAACAAUUCCUGGGAUCGUACGGCAAGCGGAAACGUCCGACGGCUGCCCGCAAGGUGGUCGAAACUGGAACGACCAGCACGAAAGACGUAGACUACGAAUGGAUCCCGCAGCAAACGUUGAAGCAACUACAAAACUCUCCCAAGGGUGCUCCCAAAUCGUCGCCGAAACAGAGUCCUCGGCAGCGAAAGGCGAAAGCAGGCGUUCAGUAAUAAUCCCAACUAUGCCGUCGUGUGACAGCGAAAGACUCGUCAGCACACGCUAUUCCAUUCCAUCCUCCGGAACUGGAUCGU